This is a messenger RNA of Crotalus tigris (Tiger rattlesnake), 1401 nucleotides long. Its product is annotated as interleukin-1 family member 10-like. Gene Ontology annotation, biological process: cellular response to lipopolysaccharide; cytokine-mediated signaling pathway; inflammatory response to antigenic stimulus. NCBI's taxonomy places the organism in Eukaryota, Metazoa, Chordata, Lepidosauria, Squamata, Viperidae. The transcript is spliced from 5 exons. The coding region runs from base 271 to 813 and encodes 180 amino acids. Gene Ontology annotation, molecular function: cytokine activity; interleukin-1 receptor binding. The record is from RefSeq and is a predicted model, not a curated record.
CUCUGCUUAGAACUUCUGGUGCUGCAUUCUCUGCUUCGUGGGCCAAAGAAGAUGUAAAGGAGGAGAUCUGGAACUUGAGAAUGUGCUAAAUGUCACUAGUGAGGAUAUGGCCUUCUACAGAUAUGUUUCAGAAACCUUGUUUCACGGACUCAAAAAAUCCAGUGUUUAUUUAUUCUGGUUCAAUUCUGUUUUCCAGCCUUUGUAAAACACCCAACCAACUCUCGCUAAGGAAUUCUAGAAAAAUCUGAAAAUUUGGGAAAAGCCAUAGAAAUGGCAGGAAAAGCUGAAAAGAAGACAUGGGAUGAAGAAAUGAAAAAUUUAUUCAAAGACUUUGACCAGGGUGGCUUUCAUAUUGCUGCCGAUCCAGAUCCACGUUUGUUCAGAUUUUGGGAUAUCCACCAGAGGAUUUUCAGCCUGAUGGGUGAUGACAAGUUAGUGGCAAGUCCAAAUGAUUCAAAUUCAACAGAGCAGUUCAUCUCUGUGCUCCCUAAUAAUGCUCUGGAUGUAAGAAAACAAGCCAUCUUUAUGGGUAUCCAUCCAAAAACUGUAAUGAACUGUGUGCAGCCUGAGGGGGGUCAAGUUCAGCUCCAGUUAAUAAACGGAAACAUUAUGCAGCUAUACAAAAACAGAGAGGAGUUGUUGAGCUUCACUUUUUACAGCAAGACCGAUGGCAGCCCAGAUACUUGCUCUUUUGAAUCUGCGCAGUUCCCUGGAUGGUUCUUAAGUUCUUCUGCUGAAUCAAACAAGCCUCUUGGCUUGAGCCAAAAAGGAGGACCUGAAAACAUCCUGUUUCAUUUUCAAAGAAUAAACUGAAUCAGAAGUUUUGUUUUCAAAGAGAGAUGGAGCGGAUUGUUUUGCUAUAUUUUAUAUGUGAUGGAAAUAUUUUUUGGCUUUUGGCUUUUUUCUUUUGAACAGACUGUGAUAAUGAAGCAGAAGGUGGGAUCCACAGUAGAGAUAGAUGACAGUUUGCCUGAUCCAGAAAACCUGUCGUACUUGGUGAUCUUUUGAAGAAAAUAUCAUAAAGGCGGAACUAAAAAUUGUCAGGCCAGCCAGACCUGUUAUGUAAACAUGGUAGAGAUGUCUUUACCUCACAAAACAUAGAAAAGGAGGGCUAAAAGACUAUUAUUUGAGAAGAGAGGGAACAGACAUAGAAUUUAAAGCUUGGGGCCAACUUAUUUAUGAGAGUGCAUUCUUGUCUCUUUAAAGGAAUUCUUCCUGAGUCUGUGGCUAAGGGAAAACAGUAGUUUCAAGUUUGUUAUUCAGUCCUUUGUACCAUUGUCUUCUGCAUUACAUAGACUUGCAAAAAUGGGUUCCUUGAUUGGUAUGGAAAAAUACCCAUCAAGAGAGAAAAUAACAAUGAACUAAUAAAGCCGCAAUAAAAACAAAAGUGUUGGAAGUAAG